Messenger RNA from Phyllotreta striolata, 2019 nucleotides. The record is from the annotation of a GenBank genome assembly. Lineage: Eukaryota; Metazoa; Arthropoda; Insecta; Coleoptera; Chrysomelidae.
AGAAUACAAAAGAUACAUGUGAAAUAAAGAGAGGUUAUGUUCUACAAUUUAAAAACCAAAACAAAAUGUUGAAAAACAUCUUCAGAAUUGGAUUCAUCAAGCCUAAUUGCAUUAAAAACUUAGGCACAAGUACUAGUAUAGUCGUUAAAGUAACCCAGAGAGCGCCGGUGCAAUUCCAAUCCGUCAAUUUUUGCACAAAAUUGCGAUAUGCAGGGCCCAGAAAAGACGUUGAAAACCAAUAUGCAUUUAGCAUUUUAAACAAUGAGAUAGGAAGCCCAAGCGAAGCGCUCCCGAAGAGAAUCAGCACACCGAAAGACUUCGAAGAACUGUUAGACCGUAACUGGAAGAAAUCGAACAUAACAGACAUUGUAGAAACCUUCGUAAAAGUGAAAGAUUACUGCAUUACCAACGAUGUCCAACUCUCUAAUCCCGUUUUCGAUAAAUUAGUGGAUGGAUUCGUCGAUAAUUGCGAGCAUAUAACCGAUGAACAAUUAAUAAACUUGCUGCAUACGCUCAUAGGGUUUCCCGUUGAAUUCGGCUAUUCUACGCACAAUUUCCACGACUUAUGGAGCUGCCUGGACGACGUCUGUUGCUGGAAAAUCGUCUCGUGGGAUAUACAAAAGUGUUUCACUGUAGGCAAUCUGUGGUACCAGUUACGAUUAGGUAGAUUAUGCGAUUUCUUGUACGUCGUGACCGAUAGAUUGGUUAAAAAAGCAGACGAUUUAAGCAAAGACGAACUAAUAAAUAUAUAUUUCUAUUUCAAUAUAAUGCGAAGAAGAGCGGUGGAUUUCGAAUACGAGUACGCUUUAGAGAAGCUCAUAAAGGAGAUGAGCGUAGACGAAAUGGCUGUCGUAGCGAUGGGUUAUUUCAAAAGCAGAACCAAAAUUAAAGUAGACGACAUUCAAAUAGCCAUGUGCGAAGCAUUGAUAAAAAACGCCGAUACAGUGAAAGAUAUUUCUGCCUCGGCCAUUUUGAAAGCCCUGAGAUUUUCGAACCCGUUUACGAUAUUCCCGAAGGUCCAGGAGAUGACUGAAAAAUUGUACCCGCAAAUCGACCGGUUCUCCCACACUUCCUGCACCCAUCUGGCCCUCAUGAGCACCGGUAUAAGAUCUUGCAACAAAAAAGUACUGCAAAAAAUAUCCGAAAAACUAGUCAAGGACAUAGGAAACAAGGAACUAGUACGGUCGAAGGACAUCGAAAGGCUGUUAAACACCUUGACAAUGUUCAAUUACGAUCCGAGUACCAAACCGGACAUAUUUCAAGCGGCCCUGCAGGAGCUAAAGAACAAUCGUUUGGACGAACUUCAAAUGCAUGCCAAAGUUUUAAUAAGCAUAUUGAAUUACUUCAGUCUGAAAGGAAUCUAUUCCUACGAAUUCCUCGAUAAAAUUUUAGAUAUGGAAUUCAUUAAAACUCAAUACGGGAAAGUACCGAGAAAUGUACCGAGAGAUGUAUUGUUUCUAGACUGUUCAAUAGAUAUCGAAUGCCCCGAUUACAAGGGUAACCGCAUUCCUGCAGCAUACAGGACCAGGGCAAUUAAGUACAUAUUAGAAUACAUCCCGUCCCACGACCAAUGGAAAAAAAUAACUCUAACCGAUCAGUUGAUUUUAAACGUGAUUGAUAGUGUUAAAAGCAUCGUGGGUGAUGAGAAAUUGAUGUUCGUGGGGCACGUGUUGCCGCAUUUUUCCCGUGCCGACAUUGUUUUGUGUAGGGACUCGAGGACUGGGUCGUUCGUUAAGCCCGAAGGGUUCGAGAAAUAUCAACUCGGGGACAUUAUGUUUCCUCAGGUUCAAGAUAAGAACCUGGAUUGGAUCGCUCUGGUUAUAGUAGGUCCAAACCAUACGGUUUCCGGGUUCAAUAAGCCACUGAUGGGGCUCCCUUUGGCGAAAAAUAGGCAGCUGACGAAGAUGGGCUACAAUCCGGUUCUCAUACAUUGGUUCGAAUUCACCGAAUUGAAAAGCGAACACGAGCGAAAGGAAUAUAUCUUGAAAAAAUUAGAAUAUGAAUGAUUCGUAGAUUAAU